GCGGUCUUAUUUUCUGCUGAUCUGUUUUCCAGGCUAGCCCUGGCUGAUUUAACGAAGAAAACAUUUCUGAACUAAUGAAUCUGUCUCGAGUUGUGUCAAUGUUGUGAUUUUUAUAAAAGUGUGGGCUACUAAUGAAUGAUACUGUGAGUGUGUGUGUAUAAAUGAUUCAUAACACACACAGUGAGUAACGCGCAUCAUCAGUGGGAGGGGGUGGGGCCUGGCCAGGAUGGCCUAUAAAAGUGGGAAUGAUGCUCCCUCAACCACACACAUUCACGCUCACACCGUGUUAGACGUGUACCAUGAAGGGUCUGACGGCAAACUUGUGCUGGUGUGGUUUCUUGACUUCCCUUGUCAUCUUCUCUCUCGCUUCUGUCAGCACGGCAGUCAGCUUUGACCUAACCGAGCUGAGGAAUAAAGUGGCCAAAAUUAAGGUGAAUCCCAGAGGGAACCUUUGGGCGACAGGGCAUUUCAUGGGCAAGAAGAGUGUGAUGGAAACCCCACUGCUGUCAUCCACUGAGGUCGAGGGGGUGGAAGCCUUGGAGAUCCCCCGGACAGAGGGACACAGCGGCCUCAGCGAGCUUUUCCGGAACUUCCUCCAUGCGGCCAUGCAAGCGCAGGUGGACUCGCAAAAGAGUCGCUUGAAAACUGAGGAGGCGGAGAUGCUAAUGAGGAUUUUGGAAAUGUACACGCAGAGAAAAUGAUCCACCUUGAUCGCCAUUAAGGACAGUACAUUUCUCACAAUGAAUGUAAUCCACCCUCAUUUUUGUGCCAUUCACAAUAAACAAUUUUUUUUCUUUUGUUUUUGCUACAAUAUUUGGUCUAGUUUGCUUAUUUGUAGUCAAUAAAGUUCACAGUUUCACUGCUGUCACUCCACGCUGACAUGCAGCAAAUACAAGACCUGCAAAGAUUGUGACAUCAUCCAUUGGCUAUUAUGUGAGCGAUAAGCUUCUUCCAUUUUUCUGCAAAAACACAUCCACAAUAGAACUUGUAUAAAUGUGGGCAGAUUAUAUGAAUCAUGUUUCCACUUGCCUGAAAAUGUUGUAUGAAAUCAAUAUGGACUUUUAAAUGCUUGGUUCAAAAAAGCAACCUGCCCUCACGAUCAAUAAUGGGGAAGUAGCUUACCUUCUAGUUUUAGGCUGAGUAAAGAACAUUAUGUAUAGCAUUAUAAAGGGUGGAGCUUGUGCUUGAAAGGUGUGUUAUAAUUGGGCAGCCAGCCGUAAAACCACUUUGUAAAGUCUUUUUUCUAUUCACCUGUGUUCAUUUUGGAGGAUUAACUUCCUAUUUAACUGGCUACUGUAACCAUUACGUUCAUCUCAUUUACAUAUACACACUAUGUGACGGAUAUUGGGAUAUUCGAAUAAAAUGUGGCCAAUAAAAACACAUGAAUGGAUAAAAAAA
Molecule: messenger RNA, 1398 nt
Organism: Hippocampus zosterae (dwarf seahorse)
Lineage: Eukaryota; Metazoa; Chordata; Actinopteri; Syngnathiformes; Syngnathidae
Gene: nmbb
Product: neuromedin Bb
Exons: 3
Coding region: 300-701 (133 amino acids)
Biological process (GO): neuropeptide signaling pathway; positive regulation of hormone secretion
Cellular component (GO): neuron projection
Molecular function (GO): neuromedin B receptor binding; neuropeptide hormone activity
Source: RefSeq, a predicted model, not a curated record